Molecule: messenger RNA, 5822 nt
Organism: Oryzias latipes (Japanese medaka)
Lineage: Eukaryota; Metazoa; Chordata; Actinopteri; Beloniformes; Adrianichthyidae
Gene: pcdh20
Product: protocadherin 20
Biological process (GO): homophilic cell-cell adhesion
Cellular component (GO): plasma membrane
Molecular function (GO): calcium ion binding
Source: RefSeq, a predicted model, not a curated record
CUGCCCUGUCUCUCGUGCCAUCAUAAGCUCUUUUGAUCAUCAUAUGCUUUCACUCAGCCACUGGAAUACAAGGUAUGCAGUUGCUUUUACCAAGAUGGGUGUGUGUAGAAAGUGCAGGUGUGUUUUCAGUGACGUUUAAUCCUAAACACAAAAGAGAAAGAGAAAGAUUUCCAGCUGGCAAUCGACUCUCAUUGGAUAGUUUUGGAGGUUGAUUUGCAUAUAGUGGGAGUGUCCUAACCCUGCACUGGGAUGAAUGACUUGUUGAAGUCACACAGAAACAAGGCAGAGCACUCAGCAGAGGUCUGCGCUGUUCAAAACUCAAAAUGCUAGGAUUACUAGUGCUGAAGCUGCUCCUGCUAUAGGUGGAAGGCAUUGGAAUAGGACAAAAACAUGUUCAACGGCAAAGGCUCUGGUCAUAGCAAAAGAGGGAGAACAUGGGGAUUCUGCAUCCUUCUGCUGUUUACCACCCCCCUCAGCUGCUUUGCAAAUUUCAGGCAAGCAAAGGAGCUCAUCUAUAAAAUAAAAGAGGGAUUACCCAAGGGGACUUUCAUAGGGGCUAUUGGACGAGAUUUAAAUUUGAAUUUCACUGUUGAGCCCCCUUUUUCCUUCAAUCUCCCGCAGAAGAAGGUCAGCGAUCAGUAUGUGAAACUAAACAAUUCCACCGGGGAACUUUACACAUCUGCCACAGAGAUCGACAGGGAAACCCUCUGUCCAGAUAACUCUGUGAGGUGGGGUUGUGACCUCUCCCUGGAUGUGAUCGUCCUGCCUCAGCAGUAUUUCCAGCUCAUUAAAAUUAAGAUCUUGAUUGAGGACGUGAAUGACAACAGGCCAAAGUUCCCCACUGAUGAGAUCUCCAUGUUUAUCCCAGAAAACUCUCCAGUCAAUGCUCGUUACACAGUGGAGCAGUCUGCGGUCGACCCAGACUUGGGCACUUAUGGAGUGCAGACCUACUGGCUGGUUAACGACUUUGGCUUGUUUACGCUGGAUGUUGAGGAGAACGAAGGGGGUGAACUGACACCAUUUCUCAUUGUGGUAGAAGAGCUGGACAGAGAGGUUCAGGAUGAGUACAUCACAGAUAUCAUCGCAGAGGAUGGUGGAACGCCUCCCUUACUCGGUGCAGCUACUUUAAAGAUUAUUAUCACAGAUGUGAAUGAUAACUGCCCUCAAUUCACUGAGUCACAAAUUAAUGUCACCCUCCAUGGAAAUUCUACUAAAGGGGUGCAUUUGGCGCGUCUGCAUGCUUUUGACCCCGAUCUCGGUUCUAAUGCCCUAAUCAGCUACACUUACAGCGAGCGCGUACCAAGGACCACUAGGACCUUGUUUCAUUUAGACAAAACCACUGGGCUAAUCAAGCUUGCUGGGAAAAUAGACUCUGGCACACAUACUUUUUACAAACUCACCGUUCUGGCAAAUGGACCUGGGUGUAUCCCUGCAGUUGCAACUGUUACUGUCCAUGUCAUCAAAGUCCUUACUGGACCCCCUGCUGUAAUAUCUCGUUACAUUGCACCAGAAAAGGACGGAGUUGUGACACUGAAGGAGUCCGAGCCUGCUUUUUCUCCCAUUGCUUUUUUCACAGUAAAAAACAUGGAUCUAAACCAAAAGGUGGACUGCCAUUUGGAAGGAUUUGGACCCUUCAGGAUUGUUCCUUAUCAGCUGCUCAAGAACGAGUAUCUACUGGAAACUACAGAGCCUCUGGACUAUGAGAAAACACAGGAUUACGAGCUGAUUGUGGUUGCUAACAACACACAUGGCGUGGUCAUAAAGACCUUUCUGAAGGUGCAGAUUUUGGAUGAGAAUGACAAUGCACCAGUGUUUCAGCAGGCGCUAGUGGAAAUAUCGAUUGAGGAAAACAAUCUCCCCAACAGUUUUUUAACCCAGCUCCAAGCCACAGACCAGGACAGUGGAAGUAGAGGGCAAGUUAUAUAUCUUCUUGGUGGGGAUGCUCCAGGAGUUUUUGUUGUGGAUCAAGUGACAGGCGUCCUGACAGUGGCUACGUCGCUUGAUCGUGAAGAAAAGGAGAAAUAUCGUUUUAUAGUAAGAGCAAUAGAUCAUGGAACACCCCGAAGGGAGUCAAUUGCCACGGUUGUGGUGACUGUGUUGGACCGCAAUGACAACAGUCCACGUUUUAUCAAUAAGGACUUCACAUUUUUUGUUCCUGAGAACUUUCCAGGAUACGGUGAGAUUGGGGUUCUUUCUGUGACAGAUGCUGAUGCUGCAGAAAAUGGCUGGGUAGCUUUGUCCAUACUUAAUGGCAGUGAUAUUUUCAUGAUCGACACUGGCCGAGGGGCUCUAAGAGCAAAGACAUCCCUGGACCGUGAGCAGCAAGGGACAUACCAGUUGUGGAUUGAGGCUGUCGACGGAGGGAAGCCUGCACUCUCCUCUGUCACUAUGGUAACUGUUCUGUUGUUAGAUGUGAAUGACAAUCCACCAGUUGUCCUCUUCCCUCAAUCCAAUCAGUCUUACAUGCUCGUGCUGCCCAACACUGAACCAGGCACAUCAAUCACAGAGGUGUACGCUGUGGAUAAGGACACCGGCAUGAACGCAGUGAUCGCCUACAGCAUCAUUAAAAGGAAAGGUGGUGAGCCAGGGUCAUUUGCUAUUGACCCUGAAACUGGAAAUAUAACUUUACAGAGGGAGCUCAGCAUCAGAGGUCUUUACAGCCUUCUGGUUAAGGUCAGCGAUCAUGGCCAGCCUGAACCUCUCUAUUCUACAGUCAUGGUCAACUUCUUCGUAAAUGAAACUGUGUGCAAUGAGAGUUAUGUUCAAAGUUUGCUGACCAGAGAGGCUGACAUAGAAGUGGAAGAAAAGCCUUGGUAUAUUGGCCAGAUGACAGACGGACCAGAGAGGUAUGAGCUGUUCCCGUGUCGACCUGUCCUCAUCGCCCUCUCAGUGACUUGUUUGGGCCUGUUUUCUUUGGUUGUCACUCUGCUGACAUACAUGUGCUACAAGAAGUUUAAAAAGAUCAGGAAAAAAGGAAGUGAAGUGGAAAUACCUUUGAAAACUAAAAAUGACUCAGCAAAAACUAUCAACAGAAAGCUCAGGCAGGUCUCAAACAUCUGAUAUUCAGUUGUUCAUUUAUCCAAAAAAUAAAAUAUAACACUAAUGUUUACAUGAAUGUUUACAAAACCAGCGAAAGAACAUCAUUUCUACACAAAGUGUCUCUUUUUUCAUUUACGAUGUGAAUAUUAUAGCAGCAAAUAUACCAGUGAUGUGGCACUGCCGUCGAAAAAGACAUACCGGCCCAUUCUUUUGUUUAGAUUUUAUACUAUUUAUAAAUUAUGGUACUUGGUUCAGAUAUGAUGUCAUAAUUAUUGCAAUAAUGAAAAAUUUCAUAAUGAAAGAGAAAUUAUACAAUGCAAUAAAGGCAAUUUAAUUAUGGUAAUUAAGGUCCUAUGUAAAUACUGUAAAAAUUGUGCUAUGUGCAAUACAACUGCAUACAGUUUUAUUGCACACAUUUGCAUUGGCAUGAAUAUGAUAAUAAAACUUCAAAAAUUGGAUUAAAAAAUUCGUAAUAGGAUCUUUUUAAGAUGACAUAUAGAUGAAGAUUGUGGAAAUGCUUUCCAUUUUGAAACUUCUAAAAUGUAUGUUGUUUUUUUUUUUAGUUUUCCUAUUAAGCUUAUAAUGAAAGCAUGCAUUCCAAUUGGGUAUAGUGCAUAAAAUGCCUAACAUACCACAAUGCUCUGACAACACAUUUUAAAAGGUGAGCUUGACGAGUUUAUUGGAAUUCAAAGUCAGAGUAAAAACAAAACUACACUGCAUUUUUUCUUCUGUUUUGCGUUUCGUAUUUGUUUGUCCCCUCGUGAUGUAAAGAGCCGUUUGAAAUUUUCACAUUACCAACAAAUGGGGAACAUUCUAGACUGAUUAAACGUCAUCUCAAUACAGCAAAGCGUAGUACAUGUUUAUCAGGAUGAGGAAAAAAAUGUCGACUUAUUGUCACAAUUCUGCUUUGAGCUACAAACAUCACCGUCAUAUUUUUUUAUCCUGCUACUGUCUCUGUGAAAACUGCAAGUGUUUGUGAAUGAAAAUCAGAGUAACUAUUAAAGAUUAUUUAUUUUUGUAAUACACUGGAUCUGAUUCUAUUUCCAUGUUGUUUGUUUUUGUGUGCAAGGAAAAAAAGGUUUGUCAUAAGAAAAGGGUUAAGGCGAAAAUAUUUCACCCAUUAGGCUCAAAUUACUCAGCAGGUUGUUUGAUGUGCAGACUUGCAGGCAACAGCUCAGUUUAAUUUACUGACCUGGUGUUGCCUGAGGUUUCCUCAUGAGGAUGGAAGCUUAUGCAGUGGAUUACAAUAAAUCCACAAACACAGAAAGCUUAUCAUCGUUUGCUUGAAUUAAAGGGAUACGUGUAAAUUGCUUCUGAUCAGAGCUGGAUCUUGCAAGACAAAUGUGCGCACCAGCCAAGAUGUCAGGGACAGGAAACAGUUAAAGAUCAGCACCCAGAGGUUUUUUUUUUCUUUUUUUUGUUUCUGUUGUCAUCAACUGUAGUUCAUAGAUGACGAAGUAACACCUUGAGUAACACCUCCCUGAAAAAAAAACACUUUCCUUUGUUAUUCCUGUCUUGAAGGUAAAAUCAACGUCUCACAGCUUAACCUGCAUGAAGUCACUGAAUUUCCAUUUCCACUUCAAAAAAGUUAAAAGUCACACAGGAAAUUAUGAACAUGUUUUUUGUCACAUAUUCUUUAUGAAGGUGCUGUUUCUGUGGUACUGACUCAACAGCCUUUUCGCACACUCUGUUCUUUUCAAUUUGGCAUGCACACUCCCAGGUGAGGAACUCUGUUGUAUCAAGAACUACAGAAACCAGUCUGGGUUUGGCUUUCUUACAAAAUGGCAAACAUGCUAACAAACCGGUGCUUACAAUGUUUGCAUGUACAGCUUCUUGAUCUAUUCACCUCUUUUUAGGAUGGAAACAUGUCAUGCAUGCACAUCAGGAGCCACCAGCUCUGCCUAAUCCUUCCUAAUCACCUCUGACUAAACUCUGCAUUACACAAAUAGGCUGAAAGAUGAUAUAGUACCACCACAUAAUGGAUGUGCACACAUUCAUUUAGGUUAAUAAUGCUUUUUUUUCCGUGAAAAGAACAUAACCUAGAAAACCAAAUUCAUCCUGCAUCAACCUGCAAAAACAAGCUGAACUGGCAUUUUAAGUUUUGUUUUCUUAAAGUUAAGGCUAGGUUAUUGCAAAGGAAAGCAUCUUGACUUCUCAGGUUUGGAAUGUUAAAAACACAAACAUGUCCGAGCACAUAGUGCCUUAAAACAGUAACAAAAUCAAGAGAAAACAAAAUAGCUAAGUUGCUGUUCAGCCACAAUGUUUUUUGAUAGCACCUUUUAUUCAUUUGUUAAAGCACCACGCCACAAAAAAGAGUCCUCAAUUGGUCAAGCAUAAUGCAACCAAAUCUGCCUUUGUAAAUCAGGUGUUAAAUGUCCCAAUCAAACAUUUGAAUCCCAAUCUGUACCCAAGUAAUGCCGUGGUACUGCAUUCUGUAGCAGACUUUGGGAACAGCUUGCAGCCAAGUGACACAUGAUUUAGCAUGGUGUCUGGACAAUUUUAGAUUUGCUUCCUACUCUGCGCAAACAUUUACAGCUUGUGAUUAAUUGUAGUAAUAACAAAAGAGGUCUCGUUUCACAGUGUCUCAUUUCCUUUUACUUCCUUUGACUUUUUUUAAUUAGUCAUUUUUCCUCAGUGUGUUGGGGCAGGAAAUGGUCGUGCAAGACCUUUGGCUCUAUUCUGGCUCUAGUGCGCAAAAGCAAACACUGGUUCUUGUUAAUAAAUGAUAAUGUUUGAUGGUGACAUUGUGUCUCACAAAAUAAAAAGCUGAGAUUUUUCUGUCA